Molecule: messenger RNA, 2655 nt
Organism: Closterium sp. Naga37s-1
Lineage: Eukaryota; Viridiplantae; Streptophyta; Zygnematophyceae; Desmidiales; Closteriaceae
Source: the annotation of a GenBank genome assembly
AUGGCGGAACGCGCUUCGUCUACCCUCCUCAUUUUCGCAAUGCUGCUGCUUGCCUCCAGCAGCGGCAACGCCUUAGAUACCACCACCUAUCCCUCCGUCGGCCUCCACUCCCCUGCUCUGGAGAAACCACAAGAUGCAUCCUCAGCCGUCGAUGUUCGCAGCACGAUUCUCGGCGAUCCCAAGGUGUCCGUCGCCGUGAAAUUCAUCUCCAACCUGCUCACGCGCACCGCGGCGCGCCUCACGGUCGGCAACUACGAAAAGGCCGCCCGGGAGCUCUUCGCGCCGCUCGCGCUCGUGCUCCCGCCGGACCAGCCGCUACAGUACCUCCCGGAUCCGAUCUCCCAAGCCACCUUCUUGCAGCAGCGGCAAGAUUUGAUUGGCGCGACGUUCGCCGUCACGCGCCUCGACGUGUACGAGCCGACGCCGAAACGCUACCUGGACUAUUCCAUCGCGACGCUCGGCUCCAUGUGGACCCUGCAGGGCCCCGCUAAGUUCGUCUUCCUCUGGGACCUUGUGCGUGACGACGGGCUUGCCGCUGCUGCCGGCGCCGUGGCCGAUAACGCGGCGGCCAGUAACUCUGCCGGCGACGCGGCCGACAACUCGCUCUACAUUUGGGCGGUUAGCUGGAUGGCGUGGAACUACGACUUCCCUGCUCCUAAGAAAUCGCCGCCUCCGCCUCCCCCCCGUCCGACCCCUCCGCACCCCCCAUCCCCCUCGGCGGCGGACGGCCUCCGUGAGGGCCUCCGCGAGGCGCUUCUCCGCGGAGAAACCGGCGGCGCGUCCGAGCUUUUCCCCCGCGCGGCGCGGUCGGACUUGGAGGCGGAAAUGCAGGCGGCGUGGUUCGCGGAGGCGCAGGCGGCGGCGACGGCCGCCGGGUUCGGCGGCGGGCCGAGGCCGAUUCGGCCGGACGCGGGGUCGGCGCUGGUGGGCAUUCAGGCGUCUAUCGAGGCGUUCUUUAACGCGCUCGCGUCGGGGGAUCUGCUGGGCGCGAGCCGCCUGUUCGGACCGCCGGGCGAGCCGACGCUGCUGCUCCCGCCGGGCUCGCGCGCGCUCAUGCUCGCGACUACCCCGCAGAUUCUGCAGCUGCUAGGGGUGAGUGCGCGUGGAAGGAGGGGGAAGGGGAGGAAGAAACAGGGGGAAAGAGGGAGGGGGGGAGAGGGAGGGGGAGGGGUGGCGGGGAGGAAGGGAAGGGGGUUCUUGGACUUCGUGGCGAGCGGGUCGACGGUGGCGGUGACAAUGGAGGAGGUGAUAGUGGUGAAGUACAAGGUCAGCAGCUACCCCAUCAAGGGGCAGAACCCGUACCACGUCAUCACGCGCGGCUCGUAUACGCUGCUCGAUAACACUGGUGAGCGAGGGGGGGAAAUGGGGGGAGGGAGGGAAGGGAGGGAAGGGAGGGAAGGGAGGGAAGGGAGGGAAGGGAGGGAAGGGAGGGAAGGGAGGGAAGGGAGGGAAGGGAGGGAAGGGAGGGAAGGGAGGGAAGGGAGGGAAGGGAGGGAAGGGAGGGAAGGGAGGGAAGGGAGGGAAGGGAGGGAAGGGAGGGAAGGGAAGAGGGAAGGGAGGGAGCGGCGGAGGGAAGGAGGGAAGGGAUGGAUGGAGGGAGGGAGGGGGGAGAGCCACGGAGACAGACAGGGGGAAGGUGGUGCAGCUGUGGACGCAGUACCUGCCGCCGCUGCCCCCACCACCGGCACCGCAGCCAGCACCGGCUGCAGCGGGCAUCACGUGCACGCCAUGUCGCGUCCGCGACAUCGCAUCAUAUCCGGCGGGCAAACCGGCGCGGAUCGCGGGGCGCUGAUGGCCGCGCGCGCGCUCGGCCUCCCGUUCGGCGGAAGCUGCCCCAAGGGCCGGCGCGCGGAGGACGGGGAGAUCCCGCGGGCGCUGGCGGAGCAAAUGGCGGAGCUCCCGCAGGCGGAAUACAGUGCGCGAACAGAGCGGAACGUGGCGGACGGUGAUGUGACGCUGGUGCUGCUGCUGCAGAGCCCGUGGGAGGGAGGGGAGGCAGGAGAAGCAGGAGGAGCAGGAGGAGCAGGAGGAGCAGACGAAGCAGGGGGAGCAGGAGGAGCAGGAAAGGCAGGAGGAGCAGGAGGGGCAGGAGCAGCAGGGGGGGUUGUUUGGGCAGCUGCUGAGGCGAUGGAGUGCGGAAAGACUCCUGCUCCUCCGCCUCUUGCUCCUCAAGGGGGAAGUGGGAGUGAGACGGGGGAGUGGGUGGGAGAGAGGGCGGUGGGGCGAGUGUGGCAGGUGAGUGCAGGCACGUGGCUGACACUGGAGCUGGCAGCAAGGUAUGGCAAGCCGUGUAUGGUGGCCGUGCUGCCUCCGUGCUGCCGCUGCAUGGAGAGAUGCCAUGGUGUUGAUCGUGCAUUGCCGUAUGGUGGUCAUGCCGAUGCUGCUGAUCUGUGCGAGGAGGAGCAACAGCAGCAACAGCAGCAGGAGCAUAGUGAGAGCAGCAAGGUGUGCUCCAAGCGGUGGCAGGACAGAGAGGGAGCAUGUGAGGAGAGGCUGGGAGGUGUGGUGGAGAGGGUGUGUGUGUGGCUGGAGCAGCAGGAGGCGCGUGUGGUGAACGUGGCAGGGCCCAGGGAGAGUGAACAACCAGGGCUCACUCGUGCUGCUGUGUGCUUCACCACUGCUCUGCUGCUGCGGUGGAAGGAGCCAUUGCCAUAG